AUGGCUAAAUUAACUACUAUUAGUAGUAGCAGUGGAAAUAGCAGUUCUUCUUUUUCAAGUUCAUCAAGUAGCAGUAAUUCAUCAGAUAGUUCUUCAAAUAGUGGAUAGGAUUUCCAUUAUGAAAUCGAAGAAAAAAUUGAAAAAUAAGUGAUUCUGGAAUGGUGUUGACGACGAGGGAAUUCCAUAUGCUGUGAAAUUUAUUAGAUUAAUAUUCAUAUCUUGAGUAAGACUGAUCUUCAGAAGUAGAUUUCUUAAGAAAAAUCUAGGUACUUUAGUCCUUCUGUGAGGUUGGUAUCGUCAAAUUCUACGAAUACUUUAUUUGGUAGGAUUAUUAUUGUAUUUUGCUUGAAAGAGUACAAAGUAUAUAUAUAAAAUUUCAUGAUAGCAUAUUGAACAAUUUAAAAAGCUAUGACAUUAAUCUCCAUGACUGUAGCCAAUCACAUACACAUAAUAUAAAGAAAUUCGAUCAAUUUUUAAAUUAGUUACUACUUUAUUAAUGUUUUUGCAUUCCCUCGGAAUCAUUCCACACUUUUCUCAAGCCUGAAAAAAUUUUUUUGCCAAUCAACAAAAGUACCCAGAUCAAUUAAAUGAAUAAGAAAUUUACUUAAAACAACAGAAGUGAGAGGUGCCACUUAAACCAAUGA
Messenger RNA from Paramecium primaurelia, 644 nucleotides. The record is from the annotation of a GenBank genome assembly. NCBI's taxonomy places the organism in Eukaryota, Ciliophora, Oligohymenophorea, Peniculida, Parameciidae.